CGUCACGUUAGCCCCACCCAAUACAGGAAGAGCCGCUCGACUAGCGGCAGCCCAUCAGAGGAGGGCUACGACGGUAAUAAGCUCCAGUUUUCUGGAAUGAAACAAAGGCUUCCUCCUGUUGAAGACGGUGUCCGGCAGCGGUUAAGUUGUGAAUAUAUUUGUGACAGUGAUACCACCGCCAUGGCCCGGGUUCUGAAGGAGUAGCUGGCUCCUUUUGUUGUUGUUGACAGUCGUGUUCGCGCUGACUAAAGCUAACGUCAGAUAAAUUGAGCUUCACGUCUGACCCGUUUCUGUCCUCCGUGCUGCCGACUAAAAGACUUCAGCAUGCCAAAAGAGGCAGAGGGUGGAGGAGACAAGGAGUCGAAGGAGGAGAGGGCGCAGGAUGCCCCAGAGCAGACGGUGAGGAAGAGGGUCCGGGCAAAUACUCCGAGCCCGCACAGAGAGAGCACUCCCCAAGCCAGCCCUCCCAGGUUUGUCUCUGUGGAGGAACUGAUGGAGACAGCUAAAGGAGUCACCAACAUGGCUUUGGCACAUGAAAUACUGGUGAACCAUGCUUUUCAAGUCAAACCUGCAGAACUUCCUGAGGGGAGUUUGGAGCGCAGAGUGAAAGAGAUAAUGCACAAAGCAUUCUGGGAUUGUUUGGAGGAUCAGUUGAAGGAGGAUCCACCGACGUACGGACAUGCCAUCAAACUGCUGGCUGAGAUCAAAGAGACACUGCUGUCCUUCUUGCUGCCUGGCCACGGCCGUUUGCGCGCCCGUAUUGACGAGGUUCUCGACCUGCCUCUCAUCCAGCAGCAGGCUGAGAAGGGAACUCUUGACAUUAGUGAACUGUCCCAGUUCAUCGUUGGGAUGAUGGGCUCGCUGUGUGCCCCCUGCAGAGACGAGGACAUCAAUAAGCUAAAAGAGAUCACCGAUAUUGUGCCUCUGCUCAAGGCGAUAUUCUCUGUCUUGGACCUGAUGAAGGUGGACAUGGCUAACUUCGCCGUCAGCAGCAUUAGGCCUCAUCUCAUGCAGCAAUCGGUUGAGUAUGAGAGAAGCAAGUUCCAAGAGUUUCUGGAGAAACAACCAAAUGCUUUAGACUACACUGAGAAGUGGCUUGAGGAUGCAGUGAGAUGCCUGAGAGAGGCUGGACCUGAUGGUUCUAGUGCUGCCUCAUCUGACCCUCCCUCACUCCUUCCCCUUAACGUCCAUAAUCAUGCCUAUCUACGCCUUCUGAGGUGGGACCACGCGUCAGACCCCUUCCCAGAGACGGUGUUGAUGGACCAGGUUCGGUUCCAGGAGAUGCAGCAGGAGGCCGAGCGGUUAGUUCUGCUCUCCUCUGUGCUCCUCGUUGUCUACACUACCACAGGAGAGGCUAUCUCAGGCCUGCCAGGGCUGAUGGAGACUCUUAAAAACACUGUCAACAUCUUGCUUGCAGACAUGCACACUCCGUCUUUUAGUGCACAGGAGGCCUUAGCGACCAUAGGGGAGAAACUGUGUGUUGAGCUGAGUCAGUGUCUAGGCCAACAUGGCUACUCUCCAUUUUCAGCUGACAGAAAGAGCACUCUGAUGGGACAAAUCUCAGCUACCAUCCAGCCAGACAACACAGUCCGCAAGCUGAUGGACUCUCGGGUUCAGAGCUACCUCCUGGCUUCCCUGGAGUCCAGUCAACAUAAGACCCCUCCUGCUCUCCCAGGGGGUCUGGCUCCAGUCGGCAGGGAGCUGAAGGAGCUCGCUGUUCGCUUCAGUCGUCUCGUUAACUUCAACAAGCUUGUCUUCUCCCCGUUCUACCAAAAGAUUCUCAAUAAAAUACUGGCAGGAGGGGAGAGCCCGUAAACAUUGAAAUGUGGAGUUAGAGUGGUGUGGAGAGAGUGGUCUGUAGUUUAACCAUUUCCCCCCCACUAGUGACGGUUAAGUUUUAGAGAAAAGAGUUAAGGAGGCUGAUCUGUAUUCAGCAGAUAGAGCCAGCUAGAGUAUGCACCUUAUGCAGGCAUAAUCACAAAACACUGGCUAACAUCCCAGCUGUAUUAACUCACAGUGUUGCUUAUUUGAGAAAACCUCAGGCCUCGUAAGUGUGACCUUACUGUAGCCAUCUCACAUUAAGUUGUGCUCAUUCGAUACGUUUCACACCCCAUAAUAAACAAGAUUUAGACCUCAGUCUUACCAAACAGGCACUGGGGCAGAAACACCAGUCUGUCCAUUCAUUCUGAGCAUGGGUAGUGCAUGGAGGCUGACACCAAUAGCGUCAUUUAGACUCUUGCACAGACAUUCGGAGCUUUGCCAAAUUGCUCCUGGUUUCUGUUUUGUUCAUUGCUGCCCAAAACAACACAGUGCUACAGGGAGACUGCACCAGCAGGGGAGGAGAAAUACUCUCCACUUGUUGCUGAUGGAGCAAGGAAGAUACGUUGCUCCCCAGCUGGGAGCCAGAUACCGGGCAUAAUCCAGAGUUCAUUGACCAAACAAUUACACUCUCCCACAAUGCCACACAGCCCUGCACUCAUCGCAAUGCCUGACUUGGUCUGAAUGAGGCCUUAAUGUUGUGAUUAUCAUACUUUGCAAGAUAUAAACACAUUUCUUUCUACAAAAAAAUAUGGCUUCAUACAGUAUAACUUAAUAGAUAGCAAUGUGUCUCAGUAUGCAAUCAGUAUUUAAAUGACCAAAAGUUCUCAGAUUGGCACAUAUUUGGUCCUGUGUUGAGGCCUAGAAGUAUUUUAUGUUGAUCUUAACCUAAUAAAUGUUUCUCAUCUCUGCCAUAUGCAUGAGAGCUCCAGACAUGUCUCAAGUUGCCAGGAGUUGCUCAGACAGAGACACGCAGGCACAUUCAAUGAAAGGAGAAACUUCCUGGGAACACUUGAUGGCAACUUGCUGAAUCAGUAAUGCAUCAUUUGAUUUUGAUCAGCCGCAUCUCUGAUACAGUGAUACACAGACAUAUUAAUUCCCCUACCACGCCGCUUGAAGUCAUAGAAAAACAAGGUACAAUAAUGCAAAUUACUGGUUUUAUUUAUUUAUUUUGAUAUGGUAAUCACAUUAUAUUUGUGAAACAUGCAUCUCCCCAGCAAAUCUCCCUUUGUGCUUACAAAAGAGUUGAUUGAAAGGGCAGUAGAGUAUAACCUUGGUAACUCUGUGACCAGGUUGUCAACUAUUCCCUAAAACAGUCUCCUUGACAGAACCUGUGUGUCUCUGCCUUACCAACAUUUCCUGUCAGCUCAUGAGUAAAACACCCAUGGAGCUCUUUUACAUACUAACAGAGAUGGAAAUCAUUUAUCAAAUUCUGAAUGUUAAUAAAGUGCUUCAGCUCUGGAGAACAUCAGACCAAAUAUGCAACACCCUAAAGAGUUUUUCACUCGGACUGAUUCCCCAAACUCAGACAUUUGUGAUGAACUUAAAAGAAUUCAAUAUGGUCAAGUAUUCAGAAACAACUUUCAGGACUCGUGUUCAAACUCAGUUGUACUGACGCUGACUGAAUUAAUUAACUAAAGUGAUUAAGUAAUUCUAUAGCUUGACAACGCAGCAGAUGAUUGCAUGCUGACUUUAAACGACUACUGGGAAUUACAGUGGAUACAAAGAAUCUUUUCACCAUUACAUAGUUACCGUUACAGCUUUUGAAAUUUCCUCUUCGUUAGACUUGAUAUCAAAUAGUUCAUAGUUUAUCAGAUUUACUUAAUGUUAAAACAUUUGGGUAUGCCUUUCCUGCAGCAUGCUGAAGAUGAAAAAAAUCCUCGUAUUUGGAUCAGACAUGGAUCAUCUUUGGCACCACUAGAGUCUCUAGCAGGCUAAACUAAAAUAAGAAGAGAACCCAUUUGAAUGUGCAUUUUUGUUAAGAGUGGACCUGGUUAGUUUUCUCUGUCUGCUUCCAGUCUUUGUGCUAAGCUGAGCUAAUAGACACAUGGCUGCAGCUUUAUAUUUAGCAUUUAGGUACGAAAGCAGUGUAAAUCUUUUCAUCUAGAUCUCAGCAAGAAAGGGAAUAAGUGUAUGAACCAUUGCUUUUACAAACCAUAUCGCGAAAUGGUCUGGUGACUGAAGUCUGACGAGAAUCUGGUACUGGUUCAUAGGGAACUCAGAGAUCUGAAAUGUAGACUUUUUGUAUCCACUGUAUGUGCACAUAGGACGAUUCUUAAAAGAUAUUUAACAGGAUAUUAAAGCAAAAUGACCAGAAUAAAUUGAUGUGCACUGAAGGGAAGCCAGACUGGUGUUAUGGACCAACUUGAACUGUUGUUCUUUAAAUUGUUACAUGUUAUUUCAAAUUGUGUUCACUUAUUUAUAACAUUUCUGAUGGUUUAUAAGAUCUUUAGAAUAUUUACUUUCAGCAAACACUUUGCUCUGCAUACAUAUUUUACAACUUAGCACAGAAUACUGACAGUGGUUGUGACAUGGCAGAAUGACGUCACCUGUCCCUAAAUGAAUAACACCUGUUAACCAACUGAUCUCUUCAAUUACACUGAUAUCUGUCCUUAAAUGUUCAUUCAACAUGCAAAUAAAGCAUUGUUCCUCCCACA
Molecule: messenger RNA, 4475 nt
Organism: Acanthopagrus latus (yellowfin seabream)
Lineage: Eukaryota; Metazoa; Chordata; Actinopteri; Spariformes; Sparidae
Gene: tcp11l1
Product: t-complex 11, testis-specific-like 1
Exons: 10
Coding region: 325-1815 (496 amino acids)
Biological process (GO): signal transduction
Source: RefSeq, a predicted model, not a curated record